Molecule: messenger RNA, 1539 nt
Organism: Acanthocheilonema viteae
Lineage: Eukaryota; Metazoa; Nematoda; Chromadorea; Rhabditida; Onchocercidae
Source: the annotation of a GenBank genome assembly
AUGGGUAUUACGGGAUCACAUCCACACAUUUAUCAUCAAUCCAUGAGCGGUUCAAAGAAAUAUCAUCUUUAUCGUCGUGGUGUGCGAAACAAAUGUUCACUGUCGGCCCGUUUAUCUUGCAAACCUUGUGCAGAAGAGAAAUUUUUUCCACCACCUAUCUUGCACACUAAAUUUCAUGAAUUGAAUCCUAAUUCUUCGGUCAUAAGUAUUUUUAGUGCUGCUGAUACAAAUCAGAUGGUGAAGCAAGACUCUGCUUUGAAGAGUGACGAUAAGAGAAGGAAAUGUCCGUCCCAGGAACUUCCUGACACUUCGACGUGUAAACGCAGAAAACUUCCCUUUCCAGUUUCGAGAAAUUUUUCAAAUCGAAAAUUUUCAUCUCAAAAGGAUUCGCCAAAGCCAAAAAUCGGCGUUAGGUUAUUAUUAACUUCGAGUGUAUCAUCAGGAGUUGAUUCCGUUUCGGAAGAAUCUGAACUCGAUGUCGAGAAAAUCAAGAAAAAAGAACAGCGUAAUGAUGAAGUCAGUUCAAAACGUGGAAGUGAAACCUGUGAGUUGGUCAACAAACACUCUGCUCAAACAGAUCUGCAUAUUCCUCGUUGUUCCCUAGAUUCUGGUGCCAGUUUCGAUGAAGAAGAUGCCAAAAAUGCGGUUUUUGAUGAUAGUUCUACUUGCAAAAACUUUGAAACCGUAUUCGAAGAAAAGGAGAGAAGUGAUGAUGGCCCGAUGAAGUGUGUUCCAGUGUAUUUCAAAAAGUCAUCCUCCAAAUGCAAAAAGAUUCGAAAAUUUUCGUUAGUAAAACCUUUCCAGAAGAUGAGUAAACGAACCACUUCACUACCAUCCGCACAUUUGGCGAGUUCUUCGAAAAGUGAGGUGUCAUCUUCUCCAGCAUUCGGUAGCAGUUAUCUGAAUCGGGAAUGGGAGAUUGUGACAGUGCGGGAGAUGUGCCGACGAAUGUCGUUGGAUCAGCUAGACAAGGUUGUUCUGCCUCUUCCGGAUGGUGCUACUUCGUCGCAAAUCCUAGAUGAAAUUAUGAUUAGGCAGAUGGUAGAUGUACUGCCGGCUCGUGCUGCCGGCUAUCCAUGGAUCAAUAUUUAUAAUUCCGAAAAACAUGGUUUUUCAUUACACACUUUUUAUAGGAAAAUGAUAGAUUGGGACGAAGAAAUGUCACCCAUACUGUUGAUAAUUCGUGAUUGUAAGAAGAAUAUUUUCGGUGCUGUAGUUAGUACCACUGUACGUCCAUGCGAACACUUUUUUGGGACUGGUGAUUCAUGUUUUCUUUACAAAUAUGCGAACGACUUCGAGACGAAUGAAAAAGUGCUUCGCAUUUAUCCAUGGAGUGGUGUAAAUCAAUUUUUCGUAAAAGCAAGCAUGGAUUCGCUAUCAAUUGGUGCAAGUGGCGGCCAUUACGGGCUUUGGUUGGAUGCAGAUUUGAAUAAUGGUCGUACACAAGCAUGUGAAACAUUUCAAAACGAGCCGUUAGCUGGUGAGAGUGAAGAUUUCGCCAUACAAUUUGUGGAAGCCUACGGUUUUCGUAUGGAAUAA